Messenger RNA from Menidia menidia (Atlantic silverside), 972 nucleotides. The record is from the annotation of a GenBank genome assembly. NCBI's taxonomy places the organism in Eukaryota, Metazoa, Chordata, Actinopteri, Atheriniformes, Atherinopsidae.
AUGUUGCACCCCAACAAUAAUGUGGCACCCCCCAACCCCCUGUACAGCACUUGGGAGCCGGAGGAAAAUAUUCUGGAUGCACGCCUCUUCGCCGCCUUCGAGGAGAGGGAGCGCGAACGGGAGCUGUUUGGACCGAAAAAGAGGGGGCCCAAACCCGAGACGUUUCUUCUGAAGGCCAAAGCCAAGGAAAAGACUUAUGAAUUUAGAAGGGAGAGCUCCAGAGGGAUCCAGGUUUCCUAUCCCAUGCCUGAGCCGGUCAUAACGCCGAGGGCCCGGGAGGGUCUACGCACCGUGGUUCCCACAAUCUUCCCCCCGAGCGCGGUCAACAGAGGGGAAAGCGUCAGCGUCCGGCCGCCGGAGCCCGAGAGGAGGCCCAGACCCCCCCCACCGGCUCCCCACAUCGACCACGACUCCCUGCAGUUCCCCAAAAAGCGAGGGCGCAAGCCCAAGCACCACUACCAUUACGACCAGCACGAGGCCGGCGGCUCCGCCGAGGCGGAGGCCAAACGGAGCCGGCUGCUGGAGGAGCCGCUGCCCCACGGCCUGCCCAAAGCCUCCCAGCGGCCGCACCGCCACGCCCAGACCUCUGACCACAGCCUCCUGCAGCUGACCAAGAGGUUUCAGGAGGAGACCACCAUCACGCCCAAAUCCGGCGGCGAGCCGGGGCACGCCAGGGGCGGCGGGCUGGCCUACGGCCCCGCCUUCAGCCCCUACGGGCAGGGACACAGGACUUACUGCCUCGGCCGGCUGACCGGGCCGCAGAGCAGCCGGCCGGGGCGCUGCGCCGGACACCAGGGCCAGCGGGGCCAGCGGGGGAAGGAGUGCUGCACGCAGCACGGGGAGGCCGGCGCGGCGUCCCCGCAGUACGAGUCCGUCGGAGAGCCGACCGCACGCUCGGGCCCUUCCUGGAGGCCCUGCCCCAACAACCUGGACACUGUGACCGUGACCGACGUCACUAUGAACUCCUUGACA